CAUAUGUUUGACAUGUAAACAGUGUCGCAGUAGUAGUGAUAUGGCAUCUGUACUAUUUUAUACUCACACAAAAUACGAAUUCGUCUGAAUAAGUCUUUCCUACGAUUACGGCCUUUUACUUCUCGCUUCAGCACGCUUGACGUUCAAAGCACGUUUAUACGGCGUUGUUAACUUGCAAUCGUAACGAAAAACGUGCGGACGAUGGUGCAACAGUAGACCGGAUUGUAAUUAUAACCUCUCCGUCGCAUUCGUCGCUAACCGCAAUCCUUUUGUCGGUAUCGUCGGUGAACACGUGGUGGAACGCAUUCGUCAUGGGAAGCACGGACACCACGGCGAAGUUGCUGAACGACAGCCACGAGAUCGACGAAUACGGGGCUAACCUGAAAAUUCUACCCUGCAACAACCAGGUGAAAGAGUUGCAAACCAUUCUGCGGGAUAAGAAUACUACACGGAGUGAUUUCAAAUUCUACGCUGACCGUUUGAUCAGACUAGUCAUUGAAGAGAGUUUGAACCAAUUGCCUUUCACGAAAUGUGUGGUGACGACUCCAACCGGUGCCAAAUACAAAGGUUUAAAAUAUCAGAAGGGAAACUGUGGAGUAUCUAUAGUAAGAAGUGGAGAGGCUAUGGAACAGGGUUUAAGGGAUUGUUGUCGUAGUAUCAGAAUUGGUAAAAUAUUAGUAGAAAGUGAUAUGGACACGCACGAAGCUAGAGUAGUUUAUGCUAAAUUCCCAGACGAUAUAUCCGAGAGGAAGGUCUUAUUGAUGUAUCCAAUAAUGAGUACAGGAAAUACUGUCAUAAAGGCCAUAGCUGUGCUAAAAGAACAUAAUGUACUUGAAGAAAAUAUUAUUCUAUCAAAUUUGUUUUGUACGCCGAUUGCAGCCAAAUCUCUAGUCACUGCCUUUCCUAAGAUGAAGAUCUUAACGUCAGAGAUUCACACUGUUGCACCAAAUCAUUUUGGACAAAAAUACUUUGGCUGCACUCGUGUUGUAGUGGAGACGCCAAAUAUACAAGAGAAAGAUAAUUGAGGAUGUAGAAUUCGUUAGAUCUCAAUUGAACUGAUUAAAUAGCAAAUUUAAUUUAUCUAUAAUAUUGAAACUGAACGCUAUAACGUGUGUAGAUCAAUCAGUUUAUGCACUAUUUUUAACUUGAGAAAGGAUAAAGAAUAUUUUUAGAUAUUGUAUACCAAGAAGUAUAUUUUACGCGUAACUAGUUUUUAUAUCGCUUUUGAAAAAGAUCAAUAUAUACGCUGCUUCAGAUUUAUUAUAGAAUUAUAUCCAUGUAUUUGAAUAUUGUAUCUAUAUAUAUAUAUAUAUAUACUUACCUUUAAUAAUUGAAACGGAAUUGAUUGAUUCCGUUUCCCAAAAUACAUUAUUGUUACAUAUCAUAUAUUUAUUUCAUAUAAAAUGUGUUAGAAAUAAAUUUUAAGGAUAUAUGAACGGAAUUUUAAACUUGAAUCAUUGUAUUUAUUAGUAAAUUUUUGUAUGCAUGUAACAAUGAUCGCUGUUGAGCUGUAUAUAUAUGUGUAUAUAUAUAUAAUAUAUACACAUACACACACACACACACACACACAUAAUGUGUGUAUAA
Messenger RNA from Wasmannia auropunctata (little fire ant), 1584 nucleotides. RefSeq names its product uracil phosphoribosyltransferase homolog (gene kri). The transcript is spliced from 7 exons. NCBI's taxonomy places the organism in Eukaryota, Metazoa, Arthropoda, Insecta, Hymenoptera, Formicidae. The record is from RefSeq and is a predicted model, not a curated record. The coding region runs from base 312 to 1025 and encodes 237 amino acids.